GUUAUUCAAAUGAUUCACACUUCGCACAAAAAUUGAUCGUAGAGAUGAAAUCAAGCACCUAGUCUAGUAGCACAAGCGGCCUUCUACCUUUUGACAUCCCAACGAUACUCUUUGUCAUGUAUAUAUUUUCCUUCCUCUGACAGUUGAAGUUCUUUCACAGCAAGGUUCAUGAUAAGUACUGAGCUUAUUGGAAAGAAAUGUGGUUUUUGCCGCGAUGAAGAAAGGGGAAUAUAAAGCCGCUUCUCGCACAAAAUACAAACUACCUAGUUGACUAACUUUAAUAGAGCAGAUAAAGCACAAGGAUAAAGCCGUGUUUAAACAUGACGAAUAAAGGAGACGAUACCUCGGUUCGAGUCGCUUUGAGGAUUCGUCCUCAAAGUGCAGCUGAACAGAUCAAUAUGUGUCGCGUUUGUACAACAGUAACUCCAGGACAUCCUCAAGUAAUCCUUGGGAAAGACAAGGCUUUUACCUUUGACCAUGUUUUUAAUGUCGAAACGAUACAAGACCAAGUGUACAAUACAUGUGUAAAGGAUCUCGUUAAUGGGUGUUUAGAUGGCUAUAAUGCUACUGUUCUGGCUUAUGGACAGACUGGUUCUGGUAAGACAUACACCAUGGGUACAGGAUUUGACGUCAAUAUUGACCCAGAAGAAGAAGGCAUUGUCCCUAGAGCUGUUGGUCAUCUAUUUAAUGGAAUAGAAAAGAGAAAACUAGAAGCAAAGCAAAGGAAUGAACCUCAACCUGACUUUAAAGUCACAGUACAGUUCAUGGAGCUUUAUAAUGAAGACUUGAUAGACUUGUUUGAUGCUGAUGGAAGAGGCAGAAAAGCAAAUCAUGUCAAGAUUCAUGAAGACCCUAAUGGACUGAUUUACUGUAUGGGAGUGACAAUGAAGAAUGUCAAAUCUGCUUUAGAUACCUUAAACUGUCUACAACAAGGUGCAUUACUAAGAACAACAGCAAGUACCAACAUGAAUACACACUCGUCCAGAUCACAUGCCAUCUUUACUAUACAAAUCAAGCAGCAACGAGUUGUCAGGACUUCAGAAGGUGACAAAGGUUCAAAUAGUAACUAUGAAUAUGAAAUGCUGAGUGCAAAGUUUAACUUUGUUGAUUUGGCUGGAUCUGAGAGAUUAAAGAGAACGGGUGCAACAGGUGACAGAGCUAAAGAGGGUAUAUCAAUUAAUUGUGGACUGCUUGCAUUGGGAAAUGUGAUAAGCGCACUUGGUGAUGUUACAAAAAGAGGAAUACACGUACCAUAUCGGGACUCUAAACUAACAAGACUACUGCAAGACUCACUAGGGGGUAACAGCUGUACCCUUAUGAUAGCAUGUAUAUCACCAUCUGAUAGGGACUUUAUGGAGACUUUAAAUACUUUGAAGUAUGCCAACAGAGCAAGGAAUAUCAAAAAUAAGGUUGUUGUUAAUCAAGACAAGGCCAGUAAACAAAUAUCCAUGUUGAGGGCAGAGAUACAGAAGCUAACCAUGGAACUGGUAGAGUUCAGGCAGGGAAAGAGAGUGUCAAAUAUGGAAGGAGAAUCAGACGUGACGCUGGAAAAUGAUUUGUUAAAAAGUGAAAAUGAAAAAUUGAGGAUGCGUAUCAAAGCAUUGUCAUCUACUGUUGACUCACAAUCCUAUAGAAUAACAGACCUGAUGUCGGCUAAAGCUAUGGCAGAUCUGGAAGGAGUUCAUGUUGAUGGUGGUGUAGAAAAUCUUAUUCAGAAUUACUUAAGGGAAAUAGAGGAACUAAGGAAUAAACUAACCCAGAGUGAGGUGAUGGCUACAGCAAUAACAAGAAAUAAUUACUUGAAGUCAAGGACAGGACAUGCAGUGUCAACAGAUUCUAGCACUACCAUCUUAGAGUUGGCCAAGUCUGAUCUUGCAAAGCAGAAACAAAAAGCACAGAAACUAAGAAAAUCCUCCAAUAGUACUAAGGAAGAAAAUGAAGAGACUAAAGAGAAUAGCAGUGAUGAUGAGUUAUCAUCAGGUGAUGAGGAGGAUGACGAUGAAGAAGAGGAGGAAGAUGUUGAUGAUAAUGAUGAUAAUGAUGAUAGUGAAGAAAAAGGAAAGGAUGGUAGUGGUGAUGAGUCCUCUUCAUCUGAAGAGAAUGAAGACUCUGAAGCUGGUGCACAAGUUGUAGAGGAAUUGGCUGAAUUAACGACUGAAAUUGAAAUAAAAGAGAAAUUAGUAGAAGAACUAGAAGCCAGCCAUCAGCGCAUGCUCAUCAUGAAGACACAAUAUGAAGAAAAACUGUCACUCUUGACCCACAAAAUCAAAGAAACUGAAGUAGAAAGAGAUCAGGUUUUAAGGAAUAUAAAAGACCAAGACUCUGAAGCAGCUAAACAAGCCAAACACAUCAAAGAGGAAUAUGAGAAAAAACUGAGUAACUUGAAAACAGAACUGAAGAAACUACAAGUUGCGAAGAAAAACCAUGCACAGCUAUUAAGAGACAAGGCUCGUAAUGAACAGCAGUUAAAAAUCUACACAAAUGAAUUGAAUGAAAUGAAGAAAGUGAAAGCAAGAUUAAUGAAACAAAUGAAGGAUGAAGUGGCCAAGAGUAAACAACAUGAAAUGGCAAAGAAUAAAGAGAUAGCACAACUGAAGAAAGUAUCACGCAUGCGUGAGAUAGCCAUCAGGAACCUAGAGACUGAGAAGAGACAGAAAGAGUUGAUUCUGAAGAGAAAACAGGACGAGGUCAAAGCAUUAAGAAGACAACAGAAACCUGUAUCUGGUGCCCUUGGAGCUAAGAAGAACCAAGUUACAAGCCAACCUGUCAAUGGCAAUGAACCCCAAGCAGAAAAUGAACCAUCAGGAUAUGGGACAUAUGGUUACCGAGGGUCAUCUGUUUAUAAUAAACCCUAUGGUGGACCACCCAGGAUUGGUCUGGCUGCCAGGGAGAAGAGAAAGAGGGUUACUAUUGAACAGGCCAUUAAAAUGGCCAAGAAGAAAUGGGAUCACAUUGAAAGAAAGGUUGGAGCAUUAGUGAUUCAAAGACAAACAAUAUCAAACUUAGAGAAAGACAUGGAUCGAUGGAUCAAAAAUAGGAAUGAAUUAAGUAAACAACUGGAAGAAUGUACAAAUAAAUACAACAAGGCCAAGGAAGAUGAGGAGGAUGAAAGUAUUAUACAAGAACUGAAAGAUCAGCUGGAAGCACACACACUACAUAUGGAUUAUAUCCAAGAAAAUAUUGAUAGCUGUCAAACUUGUAUUAUUGAGAUGGAAGAUCCUGGUAAUACCACAACAGAACUGAAUGAACUCAUCUCGUCAUGCAUGUUACAUGAAGCAAGAGCUCUGAGUACUCACUUUCUUUCAAACAUUAUAUCCCUGGGACAAAUAAUAUCUGCUAAAGAAGCAACCAUCAAAGAACUAGAAGGAUUACUUGAAAUAACCAAAGAGCAUAACACCAUCCAGCAAACAUUGCUCAGUCAUGUCCUUGCACAAGGUAGGUCACUUAGUGCAGAAAACCUGGCAAGUGGUGCAGAUCCAGUGACCUUGAAUAAUGUCAAUGAGCUGCUGAGACUAUCAACAGGAAGCCUGCAUUCCUUAGGAGGAGGAACAGAUGAUGGGAACUUGUCUAGUGGAAGUGGCUCAUCUAAGUCUCGUGAUAAGGCUCGUCGCCGUACUGGCUGUCGUGAAGACUUCCUGUAUCCAGAGAGAGUAAAAGCAAAGAAAUCCCCAUCCCUCAACUCCCUGAAAGACAAUGAUGACACCAAUGGACCUCUAGUUCCAACAGGAGCUACAGAAUUCAAACCAUCAAAACAAAUCUCACCUGAACUUAUGCAAAAACUAUUAGAACUUGACAAAGCAAGGAAAGAUGCUAAUGACAAUAGGGCGAUGAAUGGUAAUGUGAAGUCAUCAAUAAUACAAUCAAUAAGUGAUACAAGUCAGUCACAAGAGGGGGAUGGUAAGGAUAUUAUACCAGCUGGAUAUCAGACACUACCUGCAUCACUUGUACGGGGUAACUUAAGGUCUAAAUCAGCCAGGAACUAUCAGUCAUCUAAAUAUGGUCCAUCACCAGCUACCUCACAACAACCUAAAUCACAGCCUUCUUCGCCAACCAUGUCAAGAAAAAACUUUGACAGGAACCAGGAUAUUGGUAAUGAUGAUGGUGGCUCGCAGAAGAAUGAGAAUGUAUUUUCUAGAUUGACAAGUAAUCUGGGGAAUGACUCUGAUCCUGAUGUGGGUAGAAUGUUACCUCUUCGCCCCCCAACAGGCAAACCAUCAGCCUUGGUAUGUACCUAUGCAGCUACUGGUCAUAACAGUGCAGUCCUUAGUGUUGAUGUGACUGAUGAUUACAUGUUUACUGGAUCUAAAGACAAAACAGUCAAAGUAUGGGACCUCAACACAGGGGAGGAAGUAAUGUCACUAUCAGGACACAAGCGUGAUGUAGUAGCUGUACGCUACUGUAAACUAACCAAGAUCCUUUACAGUGUAUCACAGAACAUUAUCAAGUUAUGGGACUUGCGGCAAGAGUCAGGUAAAUGUAUCAAGACCCUGAGCCCACAGACAGGAUCAUCUAUCAGUGGUUUCAUCUCUGGCAUCACCUCAGACACACAAAUAAAUGAUCUUCAGAUCAGCUCAACAGCAACAUCUUUAUAUGCUGCCAUGGGCAAUACUGUUAGGAUAUGGGACCUUAAAAUGUAUUCUAUGACAGGUAAAUUAGGGGGUCAUGCAGGCCCUGUCAUGGCUGUACUGGAGAGAAGAAGAGAUAAUGAUACCCUAGUAUUCACUGGCUCACGAGACCACUUUAUCAAGAUAUUUGAACUUGGAGAAGGCAGUGCUGGAGUACAGACUUCAAAGUACAAGCUUGAACCCCCUCAUUAUGAUGGUGUACAGUGUCUGAGUAUAAGAGGAACAGCUCUUUUUAGUGGAUCAAGAGAUAACAGCAUCAAGAAAUGGGACUACACGACACAAGAUUUGCAACAACAUUUGAUAGGAGCUCACAGUGACUGGAUAUGUGCCCUUGAUUUCUUACCUCAAAGUAGCGUGUUACUAAGUGGAUGUCGCAGAGGAGUGCUUAAACUAUGGCAGUCUGACACUUGUCAGCAGAUCUGUGAAGUCAAGGCACACAGACAUCCCAUCAAUGCUAUCACUACCAAUUCAUCAUGUGUCUUCACUGCCUCAAGCGAUCGUCUGGUACGAUUAUGGAGAGUGACAGGAACACUAGAGGAACAGCUUGAAGACCUUAAACAAUCAGUACAAGUUUAACAACAAAAACCUUACAACACAUUCUUUACAAGAAGAGUACAUAUAGUAUAUAUAUAUAUCCAUCCACCUUCUGGAAUUGUUACCAGAAAAGGCAUUCCACAAAAAAUAUUCGUAAAACAUGACAAAUAUUAUGUAAAUUAUUAAGAAGUAUUAUACAUUAUAACCUUCAAUACCUUUAUUACAUUAUAUACUGGCAUAUCAUAUAAAAGUAUUUUCAAUAAUUACCCAUGAAAAAGAGCUGCUUGGAUACAUGGGGUGAUAGUUGAGUGUUGAGUAGGAUGGGCUAUAUCUGGUAUCUCUCAUGAAAAUCACUAGUCAGAUAAAUGCCCAUAAGAUUUCUAACUUUUCUAUUAAAUAAACAGAUAUUUUUGUAGAUAAAAGAUACUU
Actinia tenebrosa (Australian red waratah sea anemone) is the source of this 5588-nucleotide messenger RNA. Its product is annotated as kinesin-like protein KIF21A. Gene Ontology annotation, molecular function: ATP binding; microtubule binding; microtubule motor activity. The record is from RefSeq and is a predicted model, not a curated record. Gene Ontology annotation, biological process: mitotic spindle organization; spindle elongation; microtubule-based movement. Gene Ontology annotation, cellular component: microtubule associated complex. Lineage: Eukaryota; Metazoa; Cnidaria; Anthozoa; Actiniaria; Actiniidae.